UCGCGGAUCGGGACUCGUAUUCUUCUUCACAAGAUGGCUCCUUCUGCUACAGAAUGCUGGUGAAAUCACUGGAUGUAGAAACAUCAAGUUCCGACGUGGGAGGCUCUCCAUUGUCGCCACACCCGCCUUGAGCUUUGGGCACGGUCUAUUCCCGUUCACUCAUCCGAUGAACAAUUUCCAAGAAGACAAAUUACCGCCUUCUCUCACUCUACCCACAACUUUCUUCUCUCAAAAAGUCGCAAGCCUUUCUGGAACAAGCAAUGGAGUUCAGUCUUGGAUUUGCUCGUGCAGUCGUCACCGCGGUCGUUAUAGAAAGACUUUGCUACCUGGUCUAUUUGCUGACGGCCAAUGAUCGCGCGAAGCGUUUACCUUUCGCCUUUACGUUUGGUUCUCAGGGGCGAAGCAAUCACAAGAUACCCCAGAAGCCGAAGUACAUUUUCCAUGUACACCGACACGGCGAGCGCAAAGUGCGCCAUCACCCUCGACCCCGCAAAACUCGAGUGUUGCCAUCGCGCCCUGCCAUUGUUACCAAGGCCGAGGCACGGGAAGAGUACAUGCCAGACUACUUCCCACGCUUUGUCCAGCUUCCACUCGAGAUACGUGAGAAGGUAUACCAUUACGCGAUGGACGGCCUCUCAACACGGUACUUUGUCCAGGCAUGCAAGAAAAUCUCGCCACUGGCCGUAGCUCCAGCUACACUUCCAGAUUUAUGUUUUGCUAGCAAGCAAUUACAUGAGGAAGGCCUCACAGUCUGGAUCCGCCGUACACGCUUCACGGUUUUGAAGACCAGCAUAACACACGUGUUUCCUCUGAUGAACUUCCUUUCCCGUGUCGACGGCUUUAAACACGUGCGCAUGCUCUGCUAUGGCGAUCUCCUCGCCUACGGCCUGAAAUACCAGAGGACGUACGUGGCCACGUGUGAAGAUCUAGCGGCCAAGUGCACUGGACUUUGCAGUCUGAUUUUCGAGCUAGAUUAUUUCUGGCUGACAGAUUAUACGCGUGUGCCAGCGCCGGUGAAGCUGGCUCCGAAAGAUGAGGUAAAGAAGCGGUUGAAGCUUGAGCCAGUCUACCAGCUACCCAGUUUGAGGAGGCUGAAAAUCGAGGUAGUGGUGCCCUGGUCCCGAGCAAAACGUUUUGAACAGCAGGGUGGAAUGUCAACUUUGACGGAGAUAGUCACCGAAGGCUUUGAAGCGGCAGGGAAAGGUGGGGUUGUAGAAGUGCAGCUUGAGAUGAUAGCCAGGAGGCUGUUGGUUGGACCGUAAUGCUGGGGAUAGCCAGCUACUAGACUUCGUAGCGGUAGAAAAAAUAUUCAUGUAUAAUAGUACAGUACUGAGACAGCGAC
Molecule: messenger RNA, 1342 nt
Organism: Alternaria rosae
Lineage: Eukaryota; Fungi; Ascomycota; Dothideomycetes; Pleosporales; Pleosporaceae
Exons: 1
Coding region: 261-1262 (333 amino acids)
Source: RefSeq, a predicted model, not a curated record